This is a messenger RNA of Stegodyphus dumicola, 2017 nucleotides long. RefSeq names its product protein FAM114A2-like. The record is from RefSeq and is a predicted model, not a curated record. Lineage: Eukaryota; Metazoa; Arthropoda; Arachnida; Araneae; Eresidae.
CGUAUGACGUGUCUAUGUUUACGUUAUGUGUCAUGUAUGUAUGCUUUUAUUUUGCGGUGUGUCGUAGUGAUUUGUGUCGGCAUAUGUUUUGAUUUAGUUCCGUAGUGGUGGUUUAAUUAUUUGGGUAUUAAGUUAUGCUGAGCUGAGAUGAUCUGGUAUUAAAGUAUUGUACUUUAGGAUUUCGUUUCGUUCAGUUACAUUGAACCAAUUACUGAACUUAGAAGAAAAAGCAUUUCUUUAAAAUUUGCCCCAAAUGUCUGAUACCGAUAGUGAUUUAAAUUUUGAGAGCGCAGAUGAGGACACAGAGCAAGAAUUAAGCGAGAAAAGUAACGUAGCAGUACGCCCUUCUGCUAAUAAUGAUGCAGAGAAAAAUCUAAAUGAGCAGUUCUCAUCCAAUGUUAAUAUAUCUGCUAACAAUUCAGACUUAAUAAAAAAGGACGAAGUUUCAAAUGAAACUUCUGCAUUGAUACCUAAUGAAAAUGCUGCUGAUCGGCGAGUCAAGUCUUCCGUAUUUUCCGAACCAGCGGCUGAAAAUACAGGGAAGUGUGUUUCCAAUAACCCUCAGCAUGAAAAACAGUUUAAUGAAAUUACUAAUGAAAAGGCGAAAAAUACUUCCACGUCGACUAUUGAAAAUACAACAGAAAGUGCUCCAAACGAUUCACAGCCUGAGAAACAGAGAGUAACUUUGCGACUCGAGAAAAAACUUAAGCAAAAGCAUGAUUUACCGAAACAGAUUUCCAGCGAGACAGAAGAAAGUUCGUCUACUUUUACACCCACUCAAAGUGAAGGAAAGUCAUCAUCUUCUUGGGGUUUCAGUAGCUGGGGUACCAGUUUGCUAUCUACUGCUGCAUCUUCUGUUACAACAUUUACAAGUCAAGUGUCUCAGGGUAUUGGCACUGUACUUGAAACAGUUGAAAAUACACUUGGAGUUCCACCACCAGAAGAAUUAGCUACUGCCCAGAAUAAGCAAGAUACAAAUGAUUCUCCAUCUGAGACAAAAGUUCCUCAAAGUGCAGAAAGUUCUAAUUCUGAAAAGGCAGAGGAAAAUGAGAAAAGUGAAAGCAGACCGAGCUUGUUACCUUCUUGGACCAAAGUCUUGGAGAAUACUGGGUCAAAAGUCAUUAUGGGUGGAUUAGAUACACUUGAAAUGAUUGGUAAGAAAACGUUUGAUAUUUUGACUGAGGGGGAUCCAGGAUUAAGAAAAAAGAGAGCUGCGUUUUCACCUAAUAUGAAUUUGUCACAGUUACUGAGAGAAGCCAAAGCAGCAGCAGACGAAAAAGACGAGCCAAGUUCUGAAGACAUUGACAGAGUUAAUUACAGUCAAAUAUUUGAUGAAUAUCAAGGACUAGUGCAUCUUGAAGCUUUGGAAAUGCUUUCGAGGCAGAGUCAGGCUAAAAUUCAGCGUCUCAUGAUAAAAUAUGCAAAGAAUACAGAGGUUAAGAACAAACUGGAAGAGAUUCAGACCAUCUGUGAAAAUCUUCCAUCAGCUGAUGAUUUAUCAGAAUGUGAAAAAUUGGAAAACUUUGAACUGGAGCUUAAAAAAUAUAAAAAAUAUGCUGUGCAGUUGAAUUUGCCUUUGAAUGUGGAUAACAUUGUGAAGGUUCAAAGAAAAAUUGAUGCAGACAUCAAGAAACAUUCAAAUUUAACUGAAAUUAGUGAAGCCACUCCUGAAGAAAUUUAUAGAUCUGCCAUUCACAGUUUAGCUGAAUUUACAUCAAAAUGUAUUGAAGCAUUCCAAAAAGUUGCAGAGCUUAUUCUUGUACAAUCAACUAUAGAACAAAAUUUAGAACAAUGUGCCACUAAUCUCACUUGGAUGACAACCGUGAUGUGCUUGGAAGUUGAUAAUCUAUCUUCUAGGUACCACAGGUGUUUGGAUUCUUUACAGGGUAAUUCUGAGAAUCCUGUCCAGUUCAAAGCAGAAGAUAUUACUUUUAAAGUUACAAAUCUUUAUUUAGAGGUAUGAAUUUUAAUUACAAUAAUAAUGUACAUUAUUGAUAAUUUGUAAUACACAUACAAA